UCACAUGAUCGCGUUGGGAGAUAACCAGGAAAUCGAGGGUUGUUUAGGGUGAAAGAAGAGGAGCAGAUGCUCUAAUCCCCGCGCACAAGCAUGUCUCUUUGCAAAACCCGCCCGUUUUUUGUUUUAUUGGUAAUAAAUAUUUACUCUCUCGUGUCCAGCGACGGAGUAAACCUCGGCGCUUCAGAUUCAGCGGACAAACUGGGACAAACGCCGUCUUUGAGCCAUGUUGUGGUGAACUCUCCUGUUUUCAAGUCUGCGUUGGACUCCUCAUUGUCUAUCAGUCUGCUGUCCUCCUUCCCUGAAGACCUGGAGAUCAGUGACUACUGCAGCGAGCUGCUCCACAUAUUCGGACAGCGGUACGUGACCUACGUGAACUGUCUCAUACCUGCCGCUCGACCCGUCCAUGUGUGUCAGAACUGUUUCGCCAGCUAUCGCAGCCUCUUGGAUAUCUACGCGAACAUAUCAUCGGAACAGAUGGGUCCUGGUAAUGUGAGCUGCAAGGACAGUCUUCUGCGCAGUGAUCGGCUGAUGCUGGUUUAUCAGCUCUACAGCAACCUGGAGGGUCUGUGGACCAAAUCAGACUGUAAAUACUGCAUCACUGAGGGACUUCAGAGUCUAACCAAUGACACACUGUACUUCAUGAUGACUCUCAACCAAACUCUCACCUGCUUUGAGAAGUAUCAACAGGGGAAUCAUACAGAGCUAUGCAAAAACUGUAAAAGCUCAUACAAAGGCCUGAAUGAGCUGUACAGCAGAAUGGAGAACAAUCAUACUCUGUGUAUCGACAUAGAGGAUGCGAUGAAUAUGACACGCAGACUGUGGAGUAAGAAUUUCAAUUGUUCCUUCCCCCGUGAGGAGACGGUGCCUGUCAUCGCUGUGUCCAGCUUCAUGCUCUUUCUGCCCAUCAUCUUCUACUUGAGCAGCUUCCUUCACUCUGAACAAAAGAAACGCAAGCUCAUACACCCCAAGCGAGCGAAGUCAUACACCACCCUGAUGAACAUUCAGGACAAACUGACCUGAAGAGGAGAGAGGUUUCUGACCGUUCAUGACAGUGGAGUCUCCUUUAUGAGUUAUUGAAUUGAUGAAUUUGCCUAUUAAAAAUGCAUUUGCUGUGUAAUGUAAACCUUUACUUUGAAUGCAUAAGCCCAAAUAAAUAUUUCUGAACAUAG
Messenger RNA from Seriola dumerili (greater amberjack), 1169 nucleotides. RefSeq names its product osteopetrosis associated transmembrane protein 1 (gene ostm1). Lineage: Eukaryota; Metazoa; Chordata; Actinopteri; Carangiformes; Carangidae. Gene Ontology annotation, cellular component: cytosol. The record is from RefSeq and is a predicted model, not a curated record. Bases 91 to 1020 code for a protein of 309 amino acids. The transcript is spliced from 7 exons.